Rotaria sp. Silwood1 is the source of this 2923-nucleotide messenger RNA. The record is from the annotation of a GenBank genome assembly. Lineage: Eukaryota; Metazoa; Rotifera; Eurotatoria; Philodinida; Philodinidae.
AUGACAUCCACUAACGAAGUUGGACUUGCAUCAGAUCGUAUUCGAAAUCAAUCUGGAGCCAUUUUGGAAGAUCUACACUGUUCGAUAUGUCAUAAUGUUUUAUGGAAAUCAGUCGCUUGUCGAACAUGCGAAACUCCCUUUUGUUCGGCAUGCAUUAAAAAAUGGCUCUGUGAAGGUAGAAAUCAAUGUCCAAAUGGAUGCGAACCAUUUAUUGAAAGAACGUGUCCUCCAGCCAUUGUUAGAUUAUUGUCCAGGUUACAGAUUGCCUGUAUUUAUGAACCAAACGAUUGUUGUGAGAUUCUUCCAUACGAAGCGGUCGAAAACCAUGAGACAGAAUGUGGUUCCCAACCCCAAAGAUGUCCUGGCUGUCAUUCAUCGUUUGCUAAAAAGGAAAUCGAGAAACAUAAUUCUCAAUGUGGAUUGAUUGAAUUUACCUGUGAAGAUUGCAAAAUUGUCUACAAGCAACGUGAUGCAACUCAAUGUCAUACCGAUAUGAUAUGUCUCAAAGAACAAUUUCGACAGUUUCGACAUCAAUCACAAUCCGACAUUAAACAGUUAAAAGAAGAAUUUCAACAGUAUCGACAUCAAACACAAGAAGAAAUUAAACAGUUAAAAGAAGAAUUGCAUCCAAGUAAGCAAAAAAUAAAGGAAGACUGCCAGCACGACUAGUCCGAAAUGUCCGCAACAUCUGUCAGGUCUAGUCUGAAACGUCUUACACAUUUGUCAUGGCUAGUCACCUUUUGGAGAAAUGUCCUUCAAACACGCCUAGACUAAUUCAGCAUGUACUUGAACCCAGUCAUGUCUAGCCCAUUUUGUCCGUUGACCCCAUCCCGACUAAUGUCCGCGCCAGAAUUAAACAGGAGUGGGUGCAAGCGCAAUAACUCGAUAAUGACAACAGUUAGCGACCUGCGAUUUUCACCAAUUGAAAGAGGAGAAGUUGGAAUAUAUUUUUCUCCGAUAGUGUAUGAGACGAAAUUCUUUUAAAACUAAUUAUCUGCGAAAAACAUGCAAAAUAAUGCAUGAAAAUGACCUAUCAUCUAGAUGAAAUUUUGAUUUUGUCCUUUUAUUUAGAUAAGGGAACUUCAGAUCUAUAGUUCAGGAUACAAUGCGCUUUCUUACUUUUCAUUACAUUUUCACCGAAGUGUCAAGCUAUUAUGAUAAAAAGUGCGAAAACUUAGUACAAAAUUACCUAUUAUUUGCGCAUGUAGACACAUAAUUCCAUUUGCUCAACGUUAGAAUGUAAUAAAACAACCAUUUGCAUUCUAUCUUGUACUAUAGAUCUCAAGUCCCUCUAUCUAAAUCAAAGGUCAAAAUCAAAAUUUCAUCUAGCUGGCAGGUCAAUUUCAUGGGUUCUUUUGCAUGUUUUCCGAAUAUGAUUAGUUUUAAAAGGAUUUCAUCUUAUACAAACAUCAGAGAAAAAGACGCCCCACUCCUCCCCUUUCGAUUGGUGAAAAGCGCAGAUCACUAGCUCAUUGCGUUCUUGAGUUAUUCAAAAAACAGUGGAGCGCAAUAUAUUUUGAAACGGACAGUACAAUCUUUCACUAAAGUACUCUACUUUUACGCUGAGAAGCUUUUUAAAAAAUCGGUAUUUAUUGGCAUAAAUAUCAGAACAGACUUGUUAGAAAUUUUAUAUCAAAAGAGAUUCAACGAUCAGAAAACAAGACUUCAUUAUACCAUUCAAUUAUUGUACGAUAGUGGACACCGUUAAGUAAAAUAUCGUACAAAUUUGAGACAAAACGAAAACAGAUAUAAUACGUAGGUUAUGUAAUCAAUUUAUCUACUCAGUACUUUUCAGGAUUUACUCUAGAAUUUAAGGAAAUAAAAGUGAUCGACAAAGUUUACUUCGAUAUUUAAAACUGAAACAGCACUCUCAAAUUGUAAAUCUUUCUGCGUUCUGUAAUUAUAAAGAUAUUCCACUACCUUUCGAAUAACUAAUUCUAGCAAUGGAAAUUACUAGAGUCGACGGAAAUGUCACCAUCCUAUAGUCCAUCUCAAACAAAUAAGUUAUAGCUUACCAGACUAGAAUAUACUCAAUUGAAAUAUCUAGUGCCAAGCCAGUUUUUUUCACUUGUACGUGGAAUCAUACGAUUAAAUGUGUCUUUCUAGAUGAAUACUAUAGAGAAAAUGUGAUUCACCUCCCACAGCAGUAAAAUCAGAUGGUUUUCUGAGGAGUGUACAAAAGUAGCUAAAUACUUUUUAAUUCCAAUUCUUUUUCAAAGAGCCUGCGUACUCUUUGGAAUGACUUUGAUGAUUAAGGAAAAUUACAAGACAUAGCUAUUAUCAAGUAAAAUGCUACGUAUCAUAUCAUUUAAACAUAAAUGAAACACACAAUUUGUAAAUUGUUAGUAACUGAAAUUAGAUAUGAGUAAAAAUCAUCUAUUUGAAUUCUCGAUUAUAUAAAAACACAUCUAUGUAAGAACUCAACCAGAGAACUUUGACCUGAACUUUUAUUCAUCGAUAGAUUUUAUAAAUAUUUGCAUGUUCUAACAAUAUCAGAUCGAACGAAUGUCUUGUUUUUGACAUAUUGCAUAUACAAGAAUGAUCAUUGGCCAUAUGAAAAAGCGAGAAAGAAAUAGACAUAUAGAAUUCUAUCGGGACUCAGUAGGCCUUCAUUUCUUCUUGGAAUCAUCGGAAGCCACUAGAGCCUGUAUUUUUACGUUGCAUAGUACAUGGAAAACUCGAACUAAGAGAUUUAUACUUAAAAAAUUUACCAAGGAUAGAUAUGGUAGUUUUUACAAAUGCCUAAAGUCGAAGGUCAAAAAUACUUCUUCUUUUCGGCAUAUCUUAACGUUGAGCGCGUUUGACUUAAUGACUUUUUCACGUGACAUGUAAUUGCUUUUUGAAAUGUAAUAUCUCGAAAACAAGUUAUUUCUUUGAGUUAAAAGUUUUAGGACAGCUUAGCGCUGAUGACAUGUAUCUAUAG